Molecule: messenger RNA, 780 nt
Organism: Rhagoletis zephyria (snowberry fruit fly)
Lineage: Eukaryota; Metazoa; Arthropoda; Insecta; Diptera; Tephritidae
Source: RefSeq, a predicted model, not a curated record
AACCAGCAGUAUCUAGUACCAGUACGUAGUCCAGGCACUUUGCUGAAAAUCAGCCGCGCAAUUGCGGUAAUUCGCUGUUCAUAUUAUUGCUGCUGCUGCGGUUUUUGUUGCUGUUGUUGCAUGUGAGCAAUAAAAAAGCUCAUUCAUCUACAUAUGUAUGUACAUUCAUACUUGUUCUACAUACUCUACAUUUGAACGACAUACAAUGUCUAUGUCUGUCUGCACUGUUAAUGAUGAUGCUGCCAUUUAGUUGCCCGCCCACACACACGCGCAACCGCCCGCCAGCCCGCCCGCCUGCUCGGCAUCCAUCCUGUCAGCCAGCCAGCCAGCCAGCCAACAUGACUAUCUGACUGCUCGACAUUAGCUCUAUUGGACUGCCUGCCUAGCUGCCUGCAUACGCUGAGUAAGUGCUGGCUGCCAACUGCUAGUUGAGUUGCCAGCUGGAGCUGCUUGCCAAUGACUGGCAUUAAAAUGACGCUGGCUAGAUGUGCCAUCUACAAGUUGAGCUCUAUUUGGCUGCCACAACUGCCUCCACUGUCGUCGAUAGCCGCGCGUUUCUCUUGUUGCUUCCGCAACGCGCGCGGCAGGAAGCUGUUGCGGAAAUUGGAAAUGUAUACGGGACCACACAACCACUGCCGUGACUGUCACGUCUGCUGCUGCUGUUCGUACUUCCAUUUCGCCUGUACCGUUGGACGCGCUAUGGCGGCGGGAUUAUGUCGUUGGCGUGAACAUUUGACAACAAACUACAAGGCCAACGAAGGGAACGAAUGGCAAAUCUAG